CAUCCGCAAUGUAGACGUCUCUCGUCCGUCUUGUCUUCUUGUGACUCGUCUUAUUCUUAUACCUAGUUGAAGAUCGUUUGCCACGCUUCUGAAUUUUAAUUGUUUACAGCAAUUCGAAAUUAAUUAAUUAAAGAAGUUGGUCAUCAUACUUUCCAUUCGCAGGGAAGUAGAUGACAACUUUACGCGCGAUUGGAUCAGCAGUUGAAUCGUCACGUUGUUUAUAUCUCGCCCUGGUUUUCCGCAACUUUUGUUUUGCAUCUUUUUAAGAGGUUUGACGCCUGACAUGUUGCCAAAUAACAUGUAUGUCAACCGGAAUUUUACGUCUCGCGCUCUUCCCGAACGGAUUUUCACGCAUUUCGCAUUAUGAGUCAAAGUGUAAAAACCAUUGACUUCCGUCGACCGAUGGUGCAAGAGCAACGUUACCGUCAAGGGCUGGUCGCUCGUUGAUCGCACACUGCGGGGAACCGACUGGGUUAGAGAGGCAAUUCGAAAACAUGGACCAGCUGAUCGAUGUGGACGACGUCGAGACUGGGAUGCGCUCCUCCAAGAGCUCGACGGCCUCGACGCUGCACUUCGGCUGCAUCAGCUCGAACUCGAUAUGCUACGUCGCGAUCACGAUCGCGACCCUGACCUUCCUCGCCGUGAUCGUCUUCAUCUACCGGGACAUCAUAAAGCUGCUGCUCCACUGGAUCGAGCAUCAGAACGCCUGGAUCAUCGCCGUGAUCUUCAUCUGGCUGUUCACGCUGGUGUCGUUCCCGAUCGUCGUCGGCUACCUGUUCCUCAUCGUCGCCAGCGGCUACCUGUUCGGCAUGGUGCGCGGCAUGGCGAUCGUCAUACUCUCCGCCAAUCUCGGCAUCGCGAUCGCCCACGUCACGCUGGGCAUGCUGUCCACCAGGCUGCCGAUAGGCGACCUCCUGCAGACCGGCGCCCCGACGACCGCGAGGGCGAUACUGCGCGUGAUAUCCGGCCCGCAGGCCUUCAAGAUCGUGCUGUUCGCGCGGCUCACCCCGAUCCCGUUCGGCCUUCAGAACACCAUCUUUGCGGUCAGUAACAUAGGUGGUUUUCAAUACCACGUAGCCAGCGCGAUAGGCUUGCUGCCCGCCCAGCUGGUCAACGUUUACUUGGGCAGCAGUCUGAGGUCGAUGCAGGACGUGCUGGAGGACAGGUCCACGGCGGCGACCGGCUACGUAGUGUUUUGCUUCCAGAUAUUGGUGGGACUCUCGCUGAUGGUUUACAUUGUACAGAAAGCGCGGAAGGAGCUUCAGUUGACGUUGUUCGAGGCCGAUCUCGCGAAUUCACCUCAUUACGUUCUGGAUGGUCUACCAGAUUCCAAGAUCUUGUCAAAUGAGUAUCUCAUAGCGUAAUUCUAUUUUUUUUUUUUUUAUACUGAACGUUACUUGUAAAAGCAUUUUUGACAGUUUAUAAUUUUAUUGCAAGCAACAACAGCGCUCUCCGACCUCUUUCUCCAUAUAAUUUAUUAUAUUUUUAAUGUUUUUUUCUGUGUAUCUUCCAGAGGUAUAUUUCGCUAAUUGUAAGUCUUAUCGAUGGUGCUCUCGGAAAUUUAAGCUUUCGAAUGUGGCGUUAUACAUAUGGGGGGAAGUUUGUUAUCAGAGUAUUAAAUGCGUAUUAAGUCUUAUCAAAGCUAACGUGACUUUUUGGUACCAAACGAAGCCUCAUAGGGCAUGCGACGCGUGCAUGUAUAUUUUGGUAUAAAAAAUAAAAAAUAAAGCGGAACGAGGGAAUGACGCGGAAUCAGAAAUUCUAUGUGUAUAAAGCUUCCUUGCAAUAAGAGCAUACUCUAUAUAAUUUAUAUAAUGCUCAUAUCUGUGUAUAUUUUAUAUAAAUAUAUAAAUAUAUAUGAUAUAUUUAUAUAUUAUAUAUAAUAAAUAUGCAUCUAAGAUUAAUAAUAGAGACUGAAACUUUACAUUUAUACCUUUUGCAAUGUUAUCGAUCAGUUAUAUUGGUCUCUCUCUUUUUCUCGGUUCUUUAUCCGAACUCUGUUGUUAAUGUAAUGAUAUUUAAUGUGCAUUUGUCCGUUGUGUUUUUUUUUCUCGUGCAAUAUAUUCCAUUUGUAUAUUAUAUUAUAUUAUAUUGUAUUAUAAAGAGAUACAGUUAUAUCUUGUACGAUAUAAUCCUGGAAGGAGAAUGGUGUGCCCGGUGAUAGGAAAGAAAAAAAAACGAAUAAUAAAUUUCUCAUUCUUUAACCGAA
This is a messenger RNA of Wasmannia auropunctata (little fire ant), 2209 nucleotides long. RefSeq names its product transmembrane protein 64. NCBI's taxonomy places the organism in Eukaryota, Metazoa, Arthropoda, Insecta, Hymenoptera, Formicidae. The transcript is spliced from 4 exons. The coding region runs from base 495 to 1364 and encodes 289 amino acids. The record is from RefSeq and is a predicted model, not a curated record.